CGGUACUCGUAUAAAGUUAAGGUCGGUUCGUCUUUCGUUGACGAUAGUGAUUUUAAUAGUUUUGCAACUUUUAGUGUCGCAAAAUGUUAUUAAAAUUUGUCACGUUUUACGCCUUAGUCCAGGGCUUGAACGGAUUUAAUACGUUUUUACCCAAUACUACGGUUCCAAAGUCAUAUUCUCUAUGUAUAGCGCCGAAUUUUGAAAAUGAAGAUACCUCGUUCGUUGGUUUAGUACAAAUCCUUAUCCAAACGAAAAAUAUCACUUCCGAAGUAGUUUUGCAUUCAAAAGAUUUAAAUAUCACGUCAGUUAAUGUCACCGAAGUUAGCACAAGACAGAGUGUUGGUCUAAAAGAAUUGGUAUACAAUAAAGACAACGAACAAGCAAAGAUUGUGUUAUAUCAGUCGUUACCAGGAAAUCACGAAUACAUGAUAGCUAUCAGAUUCGAUGGUUUACUCAGAAACGAUAUGACCGGAUUUUAUAAAAGCUCGUACAACCAAUCGCAAACCGGCACAGAAAAUUUCUUAGCUGUUACUCAGUUUGAGGCAACAUAUGCGAGAAGUGCGUUCCCUUGUUACGACGAACCGCACUAUAAAGUGCCCUUUAAUAUUACAGUUGGCGUUUCUGACAAGCAAAUUGCAUUGUCAAACAUGCCACUGUCAUAUAAAGAUCAUAAAGAUGUUUGUGAACUGACGAAUGGUGGGAAAAAUUUGUCAUGGUACCAUUUUCAACAGACACCUCCAAUGUCCACAUACUUAGUAGCGUUCUUUGUCGGAGAAAUCGCUAGCUUGAAAUCGAGUUCGAAAGUUAAUGUGUAUACUCGAUCUGACUACUUAGAACAAACCCAAUAUGCCCUAGGUAUUGCUCCUAAACUUCUCGAAGCAAUGGAAUUGUUUACUGGAAUUAAAUACAAGUUACCAAAAUUGGAUCUGGUAGCCUUACCUGACCUCGGAUUCGGAGCUAUGGAAAACUUGGGAAUGAAUACAUUUAGGGAAAGAUUACUUUUAUUUCCCGAAGAUUCGACCACCCAGUAUAAAGGAGCCGUUACUAAAACAAUACAGCAUGAGUUGUCGCAUCAAUGGUUUGGUAAUCUGGUCACAUGCGACUGGUGGGAUUACGUUUGGUUAAACGAAGGUUUUGCAACGUUUUUUGAAUACUUCGCUACAGCAACAGUAGAGCCAGAUUGGAACCUGCCAGAAUUUUUUGUUGUUGAACAACAUCAAACUGCUUUGGAAUACGAUCAGCUAGCAAGGCAUUCGUUAUCGACCGACGUGUUCACUCCUGAAGAAAUUGAUAACAGUUUUGAUCGUAUUACGUACAAUAAAGGAGCCUCGGUGUUAAGAAUGUUGUACAGUUAUGUUGGAAAAGAUGUUUUUAAAGAUUCAUUGAAGUUGUAUUUGACCAAGCAUAUGGGUGGUUCAGUAAACCCAAAAGGUCUUUGGGAUGCAUUUGAAGAAACAUUGUCUAAACGCAAACAAACAUUAGUUAAAGAUCAAACUGUGAACGAAGUCAUGAGCACGUGGACCGAGCAAUCUGGUUAUCCGGUAGUAAAUGUUGCAAAACAUAAAAACGUUACUAAAAACCAAUUUGUUAUGACACAAGAGCGGUUUACAGUCGACGGAUUCCUUGGAAAAUGUUUCACUAAAUGGUUUAUUGGUGUUACAAUAACAAGUGAUUUGAAACCAACUUUUGAUGAUUUAACCGCUGUUUUCUGGUUGUAUCCAAAAGAUGAUUUUUAUAUUAUAAAACUUCCCUUGGAAACUGACAAAUGGUUCAUUGUCAACCUACAGUCUACUGGCUUUUAUAGAGUAAACUACGAAGAGGAAAAUUGGCUGGCGUUAAUCGAACAACUAAAAAAUGCACCAGAUGUUAUACACGUUUUGAACAGAGCUCAUUUGGUUGAUGACUCUUUUAAUUUAGCGAGAGCGGGACGAUUAAACUACACAGUACCUUUAGAACUUACAAAUUAUCUGGAUAAGGAAAAUGAUGUCAUACCUUGGUAUUCAGUGAUGAACAGUUUUAAUUAUAUUUUGGAUCGAAUGAGACGCAGUCCUUUAUACUUUGAAUUUGAAAAUUACGUUAGUGAUAAAGCAUUAAUCAUCUUCACCAAAUUAGAACGCCAAGUAAAACAGGAACAAAUUAAAAAGUACGCCAUCAAUGCCAGUUUUAACACAUUCAGUGUUUGGGCUUGUAGUUUAAAUUUACAGGCUUGCGUAUUACCGGCAAUCAGGUACUUCCAAGCAUGGCAGAAAGGUGAAAAGAUACCGGAUGAUCAAAAGCACGUCGCUUUUUGCGUAGGUUUGAAGUAUCAUCCUGAUUCGGAUACUUGGAAUCAAGUUUUUCAAGUUUACUUGAAAACUCAAUCUGCUUCAGAACGAUAUUCGGCACUAAACGCAUUAGCGUGCUCACAAAAUGUAUUUUUAUUAAUGAAUUAUGUGGAACUAAUUUUGAAAGGACCGAACGGUCCGAUACGGCCUCAAGAUUACAGAGCUGUUUUUAAUUCCCUGUCUUCCAACCAAAUGGGCAUUAAAACUCUACUAUAUUUCCUUCGGGAUAACUGGGAUCGUAUACGUAAAGAAUUACUUAAUGGCGAUAGCGUGGCUGAGACAAUUUAUUCAAUAUUAGCAUCAAAAGUGUCUCUGGAUGACGAAAUAAUACUACUGAAUGAAAUAAGAUCGAAACCUGGCAUUCCAAGUACACUGCAAAAAAGUUUUGAUUUUGUAUACAAGCAAGUAAUUAUAAAUCAGAAAUGGUUUGAUACCUACUCCAAUGACAUAAACGAAUUCGUGAAGCUGGAUUCUUCAAAAGAUGAUCCGAUUAGUCCCCGUACAAGUGCAGCUAGCCCAAUAAAUUCUGUUGGAUCUCUUAGCACGAUCACUUGCCUAACCAUCAUUCACUUAGUAGUACUAUUUAUAUAUUAUAAUUAAUUAAAAGUAUAAGUAUUUUAUGUCAACUAUUAUUCGCGUGUUGAACUACAUGAAUUUACACGUAAUUAUUAUUUAUCUCUUAAAUAUUUUUUUUAUAAUUCGCAGAUUUAAUUUAAUUAAUUUAUGUUUAGUAUAAUAAGGUUUUCUUAGCUGUAGUUUUGUACCCAGUAAUAAAUUC
Messenger RNA from Adelges cooleyi (spruce gall adelgid), 3102 nucleotides. Its product is annotated as thyrotropin-releasing hormone-degrading ectoenzyme-like. Gene Ontology annotation, molecular function: zinc ion binding; metalloaminopeptidase activity; peptide binding. Bases 84 to 2924 code for a protein of 946 amino acids. NCBI's taxonomy places the organism in Eukaryota, Metazoa, Arthropoda, Insecta, Hemiptera, Adelgidae. Gene Ontology annotation, biological process: peptide catabolic process; proteolysis. Gene Ontology annotation, cellular component: cytoplasm. The transcript has 12 exons. The record is from RefSeq and is a predicted model, not a curated record.